This is a messenger RNA of Saccharomyces kudriavzevii IFO 1802, 1452 nucleotides long. It is a transcript of the gene AVT2, whose product is annotated as Avt2p. The record is from RefSeq and is a predicted model, not a curated record. Gene Ontology annotation, molecular function: amino acid transmembrane transporter activity. The coding region runs from base 1 to 1452 and encodes 483 amino acids. Gene Ontology annotation, cellular component: endoplasmic reticulum. The transcript has a single exon. NCBI's taxonomy places the organism in Eukaryota, Fungi, Ascomycota, Saccharomycetes, Saccharomycetales, Saccharomycetaceae. Gene Ontology annotation, biological process: amino acid transmembrane transport.
AUGACUGAAGUUGGCGGGUACACUAAACUAGAAAACAAAGAGCUCAGAACGGAGUUUGAAUUGACAGACUUUCCUUUGCUUGGCAUAACUGAUAACGAUUCAGAUGAUGGAAGUCAAGGAAAAGACUCCCCAAAUUUCGUCUAUCCUAUCACUUCUGAUACGGAUGAUCCUCUAGUUAAUAGUGUGCUUCGAGAAAACGAUAAAAAAUCCAGUAUGAGAAUGGCUUUCAUGAAUUUAGCCAAUUCUAUUCUUGGUGCUGGAAUAAUCACUCAGCCGGUUGCAAUUAAGAAUGCUGGUAUACUAGGAGGGCUGAUAGCAUACAUAGCACUUGGAUUCAUCGUUGAUUGGACAUUGAGACUUAUUGUCAUUAAUUUAACUCUUGCAGGCAAGAGAACCUACCAGGGAACGGUCGAGCAUGUUAUGGGUAAAAAAGGGAAGUUGCUAAUUCUCUUCACAAAUGGGUUAUUUGCAUUUGGUGGGUGUAUUGGUUAUUGUAUUAUUAUCGGAGAUACCAUACCACAUGUUCUUAGAGCUGUUUUUAGUCAGAAUGACGGCGAAGUACAUUUUUGGCUGAGAAGGAACGUUAUCAUAGUUUUGGUCACCAUUUUCAUUUCCUUUCCGUUAUCCUUAAAGAGGAAUAUAGAGGGAUUAUCAAAGGCAUCAUUUCUGGCCGUCAUAAGUAUGAUCAUUAUUGUUCUCACAGUGGUUAUCAGGGGACCCAUGUUGCCAUAUGAUUGGAAGGGCCAUUCCCUCAAGUGGCCAGAUUUUUUGGUAAAAACGACAAUAUUCAGAAGUCUCUCAGUCAUUUCCUUUGCUUUAGUUUGUCAUCACAACACCAGCUUUAUCUUCUUCUCAAUGAGGAAUAGAAGCGUAGCCAAGUUCACCAGAUUGACACAUAUUAGUAUUAUUAUUUCGGUAAUAUGCUGUGGAUUAAUGGGGUUUUCAGGAUUUGCGGCCUUCAAAGAAAAAACAAAGGGCAAUGUCUUAAAUAAUUUCCCAGGAACAGAUACUGCUAUCAACGUAGCUAGACUCUGCUUUGGAUUUAAUAUGCUAACUACGUUCCCCAUGGAAAUUUUUGUUUUACGAGAUGUUGUCGGCAAUUCCUUACAUGAAUGCCACCUCAUUAAGAGUUAUGAUGAGCACACUCAAUUAUCAGACAAGCAACAUACGAUAAUAACUUCCUUGCUUGUUUUUAUCACUAUGAGUAUAUCAUUAACUACCUGUAAUUUGGGCGCAUUAUUUGAACUGAUUGGUUCUACUACAGCAUCCACAAUGGCUUACAUUUUACCGCCAUACACAAACCUGUUGUUAACUAGUAAGAAAAAGAACUGGAAGGCGAAACUUCCUUACUAUCUUUGUAUAUGUUUCGGUUUUAUGAUUAUGAUCGUCAGCAGCACUCAAACAAUUUUAGAUGCCAUUAAUGGUGCCGAUGAGCAGCACUGCGAAAUAUAG